UCAGUCCCGGGAUCAGCCCUGUGCCACGGUCCGCAUUAACGACCUGCGUGACGGGGCCCGGGCCGCCCUGGGCACAAACUAGGAGCAGUGGCUGAUAGUCCAGAGGGUCCUGCUGCCGCCCAGAGGGACUUGGACAAGCCCGAGAUACGGGCUGACAGGAAUCUCCUGGAGCGGAGGGUGAUGAGGUACUACGCAGAUUGCCCGAAGAAGCUGUGGCUGCCCCGUCCCUGGAAGUGUUCAAAGCCAGGGACUUGGAGCAACCUGCUCUAGUGGAAUGUGUCGCUGCAUGGCAGGAGGUUGGAACGAGGCGCUUAAAGAUCACGUCCAACCAAAAUUAUUCCAGGAUUUAACAAGGAGACGCGUGUCGCCCGGCCCCCGCAGAGGAACUACACCAGGAUGCGCCGGGUGCCACCAAAUAUCCCCGGUGAGCAGGAGCAGGACACGGCCGCACAGAAGGUUGGCGGUGACCCGGGAGCAGGGGCCGGCACGGCGGUACCCCGGUACGGGGACACCGGGAGCGCGGGCCGAGGCUCCGCCGCAUGCCCGGGGGCGGCGGGGCGGGGGCAGCCGCGGGGCUCAGCCCGGCCGCCCCGGAGCCUCCCGCGCCCCGCCCGCGGAGGGGCCGUGCCGGGGCCGUGCCGGGGCCGUGCCGGGGCCAUGGCGGGGCUGCCCGGUGCCGCGCGCUCCCGGAGCGCCUCCCCGGGCUCCCCCCCCGGCCUGGACGGCUCCUUCUUGCUCUCGCCGCUCGGGGGGCUGAUGGGCGCCCAGGCCGUGCUCGGUUUACUGGUGUGGUCUCUCAUCGCUGCCACAACGUACCACCUCCAUGCGGCAUACGGCUGGGUGAUGUUCGUGUCCCUCUUCUUCUGGAUACUAACACUCCUUUUCUUCGUGACUUACCUCCUGCAGCUUCAUCAGAAGUUCUACAUGAUCCCUUGGCCCCUCGUGCUGAUGAUCUACAACGCCGUGGCCACCGUGCUGUACAUCACCGCCUUCGUGACGUGCGCGGCCGCGGUGCAGCCCACGUCCUGGCGGCAGUGGGACUACAACCGCAGAGCCGCCGCCUCCUUCUUCGCCUGUGUCACCAUGAUCACUUACGCGGUGAGCACUUUCUUCAGCUUCCGCGCCUGGAAAGGGCUCGGCAGCAACGCGGCCACCAGCCAAGUGACUGAGCACGCCUAAGGAGCGGACGGCAAAGCCCGGGCACCCCGCGCCAGCUUGUGCCAGGCUUGGUGGCUUGGAGCCUCGUGUGCCACCGGGGCUCGUUUUGGACCAGCCUGUGCUGGCAGCAGUGGUCAGCACCGGGUCAUGUGGAUGCUGCCCUGUGGAUUCCGGUGAUGCUCCCAGCGUCAUUCCCCGGCAUCGCCACUGAGGGACACGGACUCGCCGGGGCCGCAGCUCCUGCUCCUCCCCGGGGGUCAUCCGGAUCCUUGCUGGAGCAGCUCCACUGAGGGGGCUCAGCCAAUUUGGCACAGUCCAACACUAAAAUUCACUAACCCAAGCCCAGGCUCCCCUCUCUGCUCAUUCACAGCUACAGUGUAAGUAAUGCAAUUAACAGGAUGCAGAAACAGUGGCAGAGCUGGAAGACGGGAAGGGAAGCAAAGGAAGCAGGCAUAACUGCUCUUGUAUUGAUUUCUAACAAUUUGAAUAUAAAUUUUAUGCUUUAAAUAAAAACAUUCCUAAAC
Molecule: messenger RNA, 1682 nt
Organism: Poecile atricapillus (Black-capped chickadee)
Lineage: Eukaryota; Metazoa; Chordata; Aves; Passeriformes; Paridae
Gene: PLLP
Product: plasmolipin
Exons: 4
Coding region: 397-1179 (260 amino acids)
Biological process (GO): myelination
Cellular component (GO): membrane
Molecular function (GO): structural constituent of myelin sheath
Source: RefSeq, a predicted model, not a curated record